AGUAGCUGUAGUAGCAUUAGCAGUGCUGUCUUUCCAGUCCACCGACAAUCUUCAAUAAAGGAGACUUUUUCAACAAUAAAGUCAUUUUCUGAUGGUGGUGUAAGGGCCGGAAAAAUUACUAAUGCAAUUACUUAUAUGAUCGCAAAAGACAACCUGCCCUUGAACACAGUGGAAAAAGAUGGAUUUAAAUAUCUGAUGAAGGUAGUUGUUCCUUUAUAUCGUCCACCCAGUAGGCACAAAAUGUCCACUUUAAUUGAGGAGAAAUAUAACUUUUUAUCGGAAAUUAUUAGGUGCAGAAUUCAGUCAUUAGACUCUAUAACGCUAACAACAGAUGUAUGGACAGAGACCCAAACCACAACAAGUUUUUUAGGUGUAACUGGACAUUUCUUGCUAGAAAAUAAGUUAAAUUCUAUCACUAUAGGGGUCUACAAACUAGGAGAAAGGCAUACUUCAGAGUAUCUUGGACAAUGCCUUUCAAAUAUGUGUGCUGAUUGGAAAAUACCUCAUGAAAAAAUUACAGCUAUAGUGACGGAUAAUGGAGCAAAUGUUGUUAAAGCUAUAUCUGAUUUAUUUGGGAAAAAUAGACAUCUGCCAUGUUUUGCUCACACUUUAGAUUUGGUAGCUUCAAAAGUAAUAGAAGAAGAGGAUGUUAAAGUAAUUAUUAACAAAGUAAAAACCAUUGUUACGUAUUUUAAGCAAAGUGUUGUUGCAGCAGAUGAGCUUAGAACAAUACAGCCUGCCAACAACACUUUACGACUAAUUCAAUCUGUGCCAACUCGAUGGAAUUCCACCUAUUUGAUGUUGGAAAGAUUUCUUAGUUUAUGCGAGUAUAUUGUUCAAAUUUUAUUAAAAAAUUCCAAAGCUCCAACAAUGUUAGGGGCAUCUGACGUUGAUACAAUAAAGGAAUUGUUACAUAUUUUAGGCCCUAUAAAAACAGUUUCUGAAGAAGUUAGUGGUGAACAAUACGUAACAGCCAGUAAAAUAAUUCCCAUUAUAAACUGCCUUUUUAAAAAAAUUGAUAGUCUAUCCCCUUUGUCUAAGGAAGUUAUUGCUUUAAAAAAAUCAACAAGGGAUGAACUUUUGAAAAGAUUUGGAGCCAUUGAACAAAAUUUAAUUUUAGCAGUUUCGACAAUCUUGGAUCCACGAUUUAAAAAACUGCAUUUUAACAGUCCAGUGGUAUGCUCUAAAACAAUUUCGUUUAUAAAUCAGUCCAUCAAAAAUUUAAGAGAGCAAAAUACACAAGAGAAAGAAAAUAUAUUACAAGAAGAUCAAACACCUUCAACAUCAAAAUCUUCGGACUUAUGGUCUUACCAUAAAGAGCUUGCUGCAAAACAUUGUCACGAAAAUACUAGUGACAGCAUGGACCAAGCUUUUAAAUUAUAUUUGGUCAAUAAAACAAUACCAAUAUCAGAUGACCCAAUUAAAUAUUGGAGUAAAGAGCCAUCUAGUAAUUUAAAGGAACUUGCAUUAAAAUAUUUAUCAAUUGUUGGAACCUCUGUGCCAUCGGAGAGGCUGUUCUCAAAAGCUGGAAACAUUAUUAGUCCAAACCGAAAUAGGCUAUCUAGUGAAAAAUUGCAGCAGCUUUUAUUUUUAUCUUCAGUUAAAUAUGAAGACUGGAAUUUGGAAUAG
Messenger RNA from Anthonomus grandis grandis, 1629 nucleotides. Its product is annotated as E3 SUMO-protein ligase ZBED1-like. The record is from RefSeq and is a predicted model, not a curated record. NCBI's taxonomy places the organism in Eukaryota, Metazoa, Arthropoda, Insecta, Coleoptera, Curculionidae. The transcript has 2 exons. The coding region runs from base 136 to 1629 and encodes 497 amino acids. Gene Ontology annotation, molecular function: protein dimerization activity.